UUCAGCUUUAAAUUCACAUUUCUAACUCACCUCCAACUAAAUUUUCCGUCCUAUUUUCCCGGAAAAGAAUUCUGCGGCCGACAUCUCCUUUUCUUUUUUAUCGGCAUUUUUUGAAAAAUCCCCCACCGAAUAUUCGCAUUUGCAUGGCAGUAAGUUUUUUGAAUCGGGAGGUAUCUGACCUGUGCCUUGGUAAGCCGCCGUUAAAGCCUAUUCCGGCGGAAGCCACCGUAUCGGAGGCGUUGACGGCGUUGAAAAAAUACGGCGAGACUCAUGUAAGCGUUUGGAGCUGUGACCAUACCAGGAAGGUUGUAGAAGAAGGUGAAGGAGGAGAUUCUGUGUGCCGCUGUAUUGGGAAGAUCUGUAUGGUUGAUGUGAUUUGCUUCCUCUGUAAGGAAGAGAAUUUGGCUGAUCCUUCAAAGGCUCUUCAGACUCCUGUGAAACAGAUUUUGCCUAAAGGGAAUUCCAUCGUCAGGCAUUUGGAUCCAAAUUCAAGCUUGCUGGAAGCAAUAGAUUACAUUCUUGAAGGCGCCCAGAAUCUGGUUAUACCAAUUCAAAACUACAGCAGCACACCUUCGAGGAAAAAACUUUUGAGUAAAGCAUCAUCUCUGAGGCCCACAAAUCAUAACGGAGUUGAAUACUGCUGGCUCAUGCAGGAAGACAUUGUCCGGUUCCUUUUGAACUCCAUUGGAGUCUUCUCUCCUAUGCCCACUUUUUCAAUUGAAUCACUCAACAUCAUUAAUCACGACAUGAUGACUGUUAGCUACCAUGACCCAGCAAUUUCUUCCUUGGAUACCAUUAUUCGAGCGUACAUUGAGCAGAGCUCAGUUGCAGUUGUUGAUGAAGACAACCGAUUGAUUGGUGAAAUCUCUCCCUUCACUCUGGCCUAUUGUGAUGAGACCGUUGCAGCAGCAAUCGCGACACUUUCAGCUGGUGAUCUCAUGACUUAUAUUGAUUACGGUGGUCCUCCAGAGGACUUGAUCGAGUUGGUCAAGAUGAGGUUACAAGAUAAGAAACUUGGGGCAAUGGUGGAACUAAUAGAUGAAGAAUUUUCACUGUCUUCAUCAUCAUCUUCUGCUUCGAGUUGUUCAUCAGAUGAUGAAUCAGCCUCAAGCAAAGUUACUGUGCUAGGACGAUAUUCUUCAGCAAGAAGAUCUGAGGCGAUUACUUGUUAUCCGUGGAGUUCAUUGGUAGCUGUAAUGAUUCAAGCUCUUGCACAUCGUGCUAAUUCCAUUUGGGUCAUGGAUGCGGAACAUAAUUUGAUCGGAGUUGUAACAUUUAAAGGAAUUCUGGAAGUUUUCAGGAGUAUUGCUAAUGCGAAGCGUAAACCAGAAAGGGAGAAUAAUACAUCAAAGCAAUAACACACAAUUAAAUGCCAUAUUUAUUGUGUUAAUUUUAUUGUUUUUUUGAAAAAUGGACUAUGCAUAAAUUUUUCUUGAAUGAACAGAAGAUUUAUUGGUGGUGAUUGGAAACAUUUUGUUUGAACUACUAUCAA
This is a messenger RNA of Solanum dulcamara, 1492 nucleotides long. Its product is annotated as CBS domain-containing protein CBSX5-like. The transcript is spliced from 2 exons. Bases 144 to 1358 code for a protein of 404 amino acids. The record is from RefSeq and is a predicted model, not a curated record. Lineage: Eukaryota; Viridiplantae; Streptophyta; Magnoliopsida; Solanales; Solanaceae.